GCACGGCACGGCACGGCUCGGCUCGGCUCGGCUCGGCUCGGCUCGGCCCGGCCCGGCCCGGCCCAGCCCGGCUAUGACCUCCCGCAGGUGGUUUCAUCCCAACAUCAGUGGAAUCGAGGCAGAGAAGCUGCUCCUGACCCGAGGGGUCCAUGGCAGCUUUCUGGCUCGGCCCAGUAAAAGCAACCCGGGAGAUUUCACUCUCUCUGUCAGGAGAAACGAUGAGGUGACACACAUUAAGAUCCAGAACACUGGGGAUUACUAUGACCUGUAUGGAGGGGAGAAGUUUGCCACCCUUGCAGAGCUGGUGCAGUACUACACAGAGCAGCAGGGGCUGCUGAGGGAGAAGAACAGCAAUAUCAUUGAGCUGAAAUACCCUCUGAACUGCCAGGACCCCACCUCAGAGAGGUGGUACCAUGGGCAUCUCACUGGCAAGGAGGCAGAAAAGCUCCUGACAGAGAAGGGGAAACCAGGUAGCUUUCUGGUGCGGGAGAGUCAGAGCAAACCAGGAGACUUUGUAUUAUCAGUGCUGACAAAUGAGGACAAGAUGGACACUGGGGACCGGAAACCACACGUGACCCACGUGAUGAUCCACUACCAGCCAGAUGGGAAGUAUGAUGUGGGGGGAGGAGAGAGGUUUGACACGCUCACAGACCUAGUGGAGCACUACAAGAAAAACCCAAUGGUGGAGAAAUCUGGAGCUGUGGUUCAUCUGAAACAGCCAUUCAAUGCCACACGCAUUAAUGCAGCCAAUAUUGAAAACAGAGUGAAGGAGCUGAACAAAAUGGCAGAUCACAGUGAGAAGGCCAAACAAGGAUUCUGGGAAGAGUUUGAGAUGCUCCAGCAGCAAGAGUGCAAGCUCCUCUACCCCAGGAAGGAAGGACAGCGGCCAGAGAACAAGGCAAAGAAUCGCUACAAGAACAUCCUUCCCUUUGAUACCACACGGGUGGCACUCCGAGAUGUAGAUGAAAGCGUGCCUGGGUCAGACUACAUCAAUGCCAACUAUAUCAAGGGCAUCCCUGAAGAUGGCAGGAACUCGGAGCACUGCAAGAUCUAUAUAGCUACCCAGGGCUGCCUGCAGACAACAGUGAAUGAUUUCUGGGCCAUGGUGUAUCAGGAGAACAGUCAUGUCAUUGUCAUGACAACCAAGGAAGUGGAGCGGGGCAGGAACAAAUGUUUCCGUUACUGGCCUGACAAGAACAGCACCAAGGAGUAUGGGUGCAUUUGUGUGCGAAACGUGAGCGAGCGUGAGGCCCAGGGCUACUACCUUCGGGAGCUGGAGAUCUUGCGGACAGAUAGGGAUGAGCAUCCCAGACUGGUGAAGCACUAUCAGUAUUUUAGCUGGCCAGACCAUGGGGUGCCCAAUGAACCAGGAGGGGUUUUGAGUUUUCUGGACCAAGUGAAUCGGGCACAGCGAAGCAUUCCAGACACAGGGCCGAUCAUAGUGCACUGCAGUGCUGGAAUAGGACGCACAGGCACCAUCAUAGUGAUAGAUAUUCUGGUGGAUAUUAUACAUAGGCAAGGUUUAGACUGUGAUAUCGAUAUCCCAAAAACUAUCCAGAUGGUACGCAGGCAGCGUUCUGGCAUGGUGCAGACAGAGGCACAGUACAAGUUUGUUUACAUGGCAGUUCAGCAGUACAUCGAGGCUGAGCAGAAAAGGUUGGAAGAAGAACAGAGGAACAAAAGGAAAGAGCGAGACUACUUGAACAUCGGAUAUUCUCCUGUGGAAAAAGGCAGAGCCAAAGGGCAGCCCCCUUCACCAAGGGCCCAGUCUGUAGUUGAUGAUGAGUCAGCUUCCGUGUACGAGAACCUUAACAUCAAAAGCCCAAAGGUUUCAGGGAUGAGUAACACAGGGCGAUAAAGGAGCCGGAGGUGAGCUGUGUGGAGCCUGUACAGGAUUUACAGUGUUUACGUCUACCCUUUCCAAGUUCUGCCACUGUGGACAAAUAUUUCCUUGCCCUGUCUUGCCUUCUCAAAGCACCUUGGAUUCAGUGAGGAAGUAAGAAGCUGACUGCACCUGAACAAAGCAGAGCCUACGCCUUAAAAACGUGCCUCACUCCAACUUAUUUGUGAGACAGAACCUAUCCUGUUCUCCCCUGUUCUCCCCUGUAUUAGUAGGUUGAUAUUUAUGUGGAAGUGCCUCUGGACACUCAUAGGGCAUCAAGACUCAAUUUUAUUAUUAUUUUUUUUUAAUUUAAGAUUCUUAUUUUUUACAUCAAAUUGUUAAAAGGAAUGGAAAUUAUUAUUUGCUUAGAAGUGUUCCCAGGGUUGCCCACUUAGGGCAUUAGUAAAGCGUUAGUACACUUUAAUGCUUUCUUUAGGUCAAUCAUUUCUAAGCUAGAAGUAUUUUUAGACUAAAUCAUAGAGUAAUUUUGCUGCCAGUGAAAGUGAGAAAUAGAGAGUAUUGCCUGGACCCAGGUAUUUGCACCUCUGAUUCUGCUCUCCUCAUGCUUUGUUUUGGCUGUACCAGCUCUAGCUUUCUAUGCAACUCUUCCAAAGCACACAAGCAACCCCUGUGCUGCAGUACAGCAGAUGCGUGUGCAUGUGCCUGAGAGUCUGCUAGCUGUUCUGCACGUUGGUUUCAUAGCAGAAUUGGGAGACAGAGGUGAACAGAUGUUAAGUCUGAAUGUUUAGGUGGGUCUGAAAUCCUGCUUAGCUGGCUAGUGCCUGAAGAACAGGAAAGCAGCUUUGAGCAUACGCUGUGCUUAGCCAUGUCUAGCAAGUAAUACACCUUAGGAUACUAGAUUGAGAUGAAGUUUUUGAGCUGGGCCCCUCUGAGUUUGCAACUUUGUUAUUGCCUUGCUGCACGACCUUUUUUUUUUCCCUGCAACUGUAUGAGAAGGCAAGUACUGAGUCUGCUAAGCAGGGAUGCUGUAAGAACACUCAUGAUUUGACCAGUGCCGUGAAGAUUGAAUGUGUUACUGAGUGGAGUAUUCCACUUCUGUUAAUAAUCCUUGACUUCUGAAUACUAGUGCUUCCUGCUAUUCUAGCCUCCAGGCCUGCAAAUGACUCUGCCAAAGAACCCCCUUUCUGCGGGAUUCACUGGUUUCUGAAAGUGCUCUCUUGGGUCUGAGUGCUAGUGUCUGUACCUACAGAGCAUGUGGGGGGGCUCGUGUUAAAGUCAUUCUGGGUCUCUGGAAGUGAACGGUCUGCUGCCCCUCUGCGUGGUCAGGGGCAUUAGUGCCCAGAGUGCCAGCUUCCAGAGCGCUGAGCAGGAGGCAUAGAUCAAAAAGCACAAUGAUGUACCUUGGCUGUAUUUCCUGGCUGGCAUCCCAGUCAUUUGUCACAGGGACAGGAAACUGUUUAUUUUUAUUGCACUUUUAAUAAAUAUUGAGUAUUCUCAAGGCUUUUUACUUUAUUUUUAAGUAGUUUGCUCUUUGAGAAAGUGACUGACUGACAGCUGAUGUGGAUAAUGGGGCAUCCUGAAUGUCUCCCAUCCCAAAUACAACUGUUCAAGGCCCUGCUUUCAUUUACUUUGAAUUUUCCUUUUGACUAUGCACAAGUGAGAGGUUCAGUGUGAUAAUUAAACCCUCAACCUCUGUUUUCAAGUAUACAGAGUAAGAAGGGGGAGUGCAGAGGGACAACCCCCCAUGAGAGUGCUUUGAUAGACUCCUAGCAACAGCCCUUCUUCCCCUUAAUUAUUACCAUAUACAUGUUAGCUUUUUAUAAGGCUGUCGCACUGAAGAUAUAGAGAAACUUAUGUCCCUCUCCCCUACCCUUAAAUCUUACCAGUAGGAGUUGAAGGGGUAACCAAGAUGUAUACGACAAAGCACUUCAACUCUACUAGGGUCAAUUUGCUGAGCUUAGUCUUAAAUGCACCUGCUGUAAAAUGGAAGUGCCUUCUCUGCCUGAAGCCUUGGUGAGUCACUUAUGCCAAGAACAUACUUCAGUUGGUGCUGUGCAGAUAUUCUGUGUAGUAGCAAGCACUUGGGAAUGGACAGGGCAACACAAGUGAGAAUCACUGUCACGGUCAAUGACUUUGCUGGAAGUUGCUAUGGUGGCUGGAGCAGUUUCUGCAGGCAUGUGGCUGACACAAAUAAUACCUGCCUGCAGCUGAAUAUCAAAGAUGUUGCAGAUACAGCACAUGCACAGAAGCUUUCCACAGAAGUUUUGCAUAGCAACAAAUUUGCUGAAAAGUGAGUGACACUGGAAGCAUUUUUCAGCUAGCUAGGAAAAGUGAAAAUGUGCAGUCUUUGUGGCUUCUCAUUUUUCAGGUCAGAUCAGGUAAACACAGGGGAAAGUUGCACCUGGGACAAUAUAGCCUAGAUGAUAGUAAGUCCAAACUCACAGCCCAGAACUCUCCGCUUGUGAAGGUUUAUACAAUACUGGGACAGCUGAUAUACAAGACCAGAGUGCACACCUGCCACCUGCUGUAGCUGCCAUGAUCUAGGAAGGCAGCUGGACUCAGGACUGCUAGCUGAAUGCUUCCAACAGCAAGUAAGAGGAAAAACAAAGUAAUUUCUACAAAUUGACACCUUGCAUUAUAUAAAAUGUAAUUUAAUAAAUACAGGUAAAAUAUUUGCAUACAAUACUGUCUUAAAUCCAUGUGUUAGAAUAAACAAGAUACAAUAAUUGUAAGCCUUCUUGUUCAUGGAGAUGUUUGUUUAAUCACUGCCAGAAAGUCACUGCAUUAAAUAAAAAUAUAGUGUAAGCAA
Molecule: messenger RNA, 4652 nt
Organism: Rhea pennata
Lineage: Eukaryota; Metazoa; Chordata; Aves; Rheiformes; Rheidae
Product: tyrosine-protein phosphatase non-receptor type 11-like
Exons: 16
Coding region: 74-1858 (594 amino acids)
Biological process (GO): positive regulation of ERK1 and ERK2 cascade; protein dephosphorylation
Cellular component (GO): cytoplasm
Molecular function (GO): cell adhesion molecule binding; receptor tyrosine kinase binding; non-membrane spanning protein tyrosine phosphatase activity
Source: RefSeq, a predicted model, not a curated record